AUACGGUGAAGCUGGCGGCAAACCGUCGGUAGUGCUAGCGUUUUAUGUGUUAAAGCACUUAAUUUAAGUGGGAAAACACUUGCUUUGAUUUAGAAACACUAGUAGAAGAUUAAAUCAUUUCGGAGAAGUGCUCAAUAAUUGGCCGGGAGUGAUUUGGUAAAGGAAAUAUCUUUCGUUCCUGAAGUGGUCCUGCGGUUCGGCUCCUAACCUCAAAAUAAUACUACCGAGCAGCAGCAGCUAGCGAAAGAAGUGGCAUCAAAACAAGCCCCCCUUUUUUUUUUUUUGUUAUUAGUUGUUUGUAUUUACUUUAGCCAAAAAUCAUGAGGAAACGUUCCAUGUCGGUGUAUGUUGCGAAAGACGACGAUCGGUUGUCGAAGAAGUUCGAGGGUGUGGCUUCGGACAAUGAUGCGCAUUUCGACUCGGAAGACGAGACCAAAGAUGAUGAGGUCCUUUCGGGCGAGUGGACCAAAGCGGAUUAUGAAUCGUUGGUGGCGCAGCUGAAGGAAACCCUCCCGAAGAAGGACCAUCGCAAGUGGAAGACAUCGCUACAGGCCGUGAACUGGGAGCAGAUCAAGAUUCGUCAACACACCCCGCAGGAGGUGGAAAAGGUCGCUAAGCAGCUGAUUGGGAAGAUCAGGUCGUUCCGAACAUUUGGGGAAAUUCUGGAAGAAGUGCCGGAUGUGGUGACUAAGUUGUUGAGUGCCGAAAGACCGAAACCGCCACUGACGGCGUACAGUUUAUUCGUGAAGGAAAUGUUGCCCCAGCUGCGGGAGGAGCACAAGGACAUGAAGGUGCAGCAGAUCUUCAAAAUCGUGCCAAAGCUUUUCCAAGAGCUAUCGACUAAAAAGCGACGUCGGUACGAGGAUGAAUCCGCCCGCAUGAAGGAGGAGUAUCAGGCCAAUCUGUCCAAGUUCUAUCAAGACCACCCGGAUCUGACACCGAGGAAGAUUCGCAAGGAACCGCUGAAAACGCCUUUCCAACUGUUCUACCGGUCACGGCGCGCCACUUCCGACAACAUUUCGUGCCAGCAAGUCCGCAAAGAGUGGGAAGCACUCCCGCUGAAGAAGAAGGUCAAGUUCAUUCGGGCGUCGUUCGAAGCCCAGGCCGACACAGACAGCAAGUUGCUUAACAAAAAGGAGCUGAUCAUGCUCGACCAAUCCCUCGGCAAGCCGGAGUUCGUGGGACGUAAUGUGUACGAGUUCUUCCGCCGGAAGAUGCGCUCCCAGUACGCAGCAGCUAAUGGGAACGAACGGGAGCAUAAGAUUCGAAUGGAUUACAAAAAGCUGGACGCCCAGGAGCAAUCGCAGCUGAAGGAAGAGUUCCAAAAAGCUCGGACCGCAUUUGUCUUCCAGUAUCAGGAGUACAUUAAGAAGCUCCCAAAGGACAAACAGCAGGCGGAAAUUGAUUUCCUAAAGACGAUCUCUGACAAGACUACCAAGAAGCAGAAGACUGAGAAGAAGACACCGCAGAAGGCCGCUUUGAAAGAAUUGCAUUCCGCCGGUUCAGCGGACGAGGAUACUCCGGUUGCGGAAUCCACGACGAUCAACAAGAAAUUGACAACCGGCAAGAAAUCCAAGACGGAGCCCAAAUUUGAUGAUUCCGCCGAGGAAUCCGAAUUAUCUGACCAUCGAACGCCACUGAAGAAACAGCCAAAGAUUUCCAUCGCAACUGCUCCGCCGCCGCCUUCCACCAGCAAGGCGCCAGGACUGCUGAGCGUUAGCAAGUCGGAACCUCCCGCCUCGUCGGCCUCUUCUUCGGAUGAAGAAGAAGAUGGUGAUAAAGACGAAGAAGAAUACGUACCUACUAAGCAUCAGGUUAGUAUGAGCCGGAAAAGCGUUCCGGCUUCACCAAGUAAGAAUGGAAGCGCCCGGAAAGUAUCCGACACGAAGAAGCGACCGUCACCCGAAGACGUUAAGCCCGAGGUAGAGGUGAAGAAACCGAAGAAAACAUCGGCAAAGGUGGUGAAACCUAUAAAGCAGGAAGAGGAACCGGAAGCGCUGCCCCCGCCGGCCAUCAAGGGCACCAAAGCGGCAAAGACGAAGGAGAUCCCCGCGAAGACACUGAAGGAACCGGAGAAGCCACCCAAGGACAUCGAGGAGUUCUACCGGCAGCGGUUCUACAAGGGUAAGCCCGGCAAGCACGUGGAAUCGUUCGCAAACCUAACGGUUGCGAAGAAGCGCGAAAUUAGCGAACAGCUGAAGGUCGCCCAGAAGCAGUACAUCGUCGAUUUCGAGCAUUACCUGAAAUCGCUGCCCAAGGACGAGAUCCGAAAGUACAUUCAGAAAGUGAACGCCAAAAAGCAGGCUCAAUCGACAGAUGACGAUUCCGAUGCUGACGACGAUUCAGAGGCAGGAAGCAGUUCGGAGGAAGAGGAAGACGAUGAAUAAGAUUUGCUAGUGUGCCAGGCUAAAAUGAGUGCCAGUGUUUUUUUUUAGAUUAAUUGUAAAUUGCGCCAGUGAGAUUGAAAAUUGGUUUUUUCUUCUUUCUACUUACUGAUGAUACUUUUAAGUUUAAGCUCAGUUUCGUAUAAUUGACUAUGAAUAAUUUGUUUACCUACUGUCCGAGUACAGCUCUUA
Molecule: messenger RNA, 2576 nt
Organism: Ochlerotatus camptorhynchus
Lineage: Eukaryota; Metazoa; Arthropoda; Insecta; Diptera; Culicidae
Product: nucleolar protein dao-5-like
Exons: 4
Coding region: 321-2387 (688 amino acids)
Source: RefSeq, a predicted model, not a curated record